Messenger RNA from Aspergillus heteromorphus CBS 117.55, 1415 nucleotides. RefSeq lists its product as uncharacterized. The transcript is spliced from 5 exons. NCBI's taxonomy places the organism in Eukaryota, Fungi, Ascomycota, Eurotiomycetes, Eurotiales, Aspergillaceae. The record is from RefSeq and is a predicted model, not a curated record. The coding region runs from base 217 to 1353 and encodes 378 amino acids.
CUGUCUUUCAGGUCGAUGGCCAAAAUUUCCGUCGAUGAUCAUGGGUAGGUUUGCGCCGUCACCAGAGCAGCUGCAUAGUGAAACUCCUCUAGAUCGCUCUGAUCCAGGAACAGUCUCCCUUCCACUGGCAUUUAGCUAAAUACACGGAAGGUACCUCAUCUUGCAGGCCCUUCGUAAGCCAGUCAGUGUGCCGUCGUCCACACGGUGUCCGCCAUAAUGGCUUCCUCGAUGCCUCUUACCGGCCACAGUCUGGGCAUCUUCAUCUGUGCGGCCGUGCUGAUGGGUGUUUGUACGGUUCUGGUGAUAUUGCGCAGCUUUGUUCGCAUUUUUCUGGUUCGCGCUUUUGGGUGGGACGAUGCCCUGAUGAUUGUUGCGCUGGUAUUGCUAAUAGCAAUGAAUACAUGCUGGAUGAUCGGAGCAGAGCACGGGGUUGGUCAUAGGAAUGUCGAAUUCACGGAUCUCAAGACGAUGGAGCAGGCGCGUCUGUUGUGGUGGCUCAGUCAAAUCUUCUACAUGUGGUCUUCCGCCUUUGCCAAAAUAUCGAUUGCUAUCGCUCUACUCCGAUUAGCCGUCAACAAAAUACAGCGCAUCAUCUUGUGGACCGUCAUCGGUCUGGUGAUUGCUAUCGGGCUGAUGAUCUGGCUGACCUUCGUACUCGACUGCCAGCCGGUCUCGUAUUUCUGGAUGGCCGUUGAUACAAACGUCCAUGGAAAUUGCGGGGACCCUGAUACCCUCCUAACAAUUGCCUACGUUUAUAGUUCGCUCACCAUCAUUUCGGAUGGAACCCUAGGGAUCAUGCCCGGGAUCCUGCUCUGGCAGCUGAAAAUGAAUCAAAGGACCAAGGCCGCACUAGCAGCAGUCCUGAGCUUGGGAGCGAUAGCCAGUGUAGCUGUGAUCAUCCGGCUCCCAUUCUUACACACCUAUAAGGACCCCGAUUUCCUCUAUUCUACUUUUCAAAUUAUCAUCUGGUCUAUGCUUGAGACCGGAAUCGGCAUCGCCGCAGGGAGCCUCGCCACCCUUCGCGCCCUGUUCCGCUGGGUCCUGGAAGAAGCCUCCGGCUAUGGCCGCAGUAGCAGUCGUGGGAAGCGUACCGAAGGACAACACCCCCUUGCGAGCCUGACCACAGAUCGCCCAAAGAAGGGAUCGCAACACAUAAGUUACUGGCGUCCGGAUCUCAGCAAGACGAAUGGGCUCAUGGUGACCACCGUUUCAUCCCCGAUGGCACCAAGCCAUAUGAGCUUUCCCAAUAGCAGCCAAGAGAACUUGAAUCCGAAUACGGAGCCAUGGGGCCCGCACCAUGUCAAUGUCCACAGGACAUUUGAAGUGUCAGAUGGGAGUGGAGGGAUGAUAUGAAAGUCCUUCUUUCACCGCUUAAUUUUCCUAUGUCAAUCGCUAUUGUUCGAUUUAUAAUCGCU